ACAUUAUUUGAAGCAAGACCUCUGUCUUUAUCUAUCAAUAUAGUGUAAUAUUUAAAAUGUGGGCUCUAGCCACAAUUCUAGUCGCUUUGACAUACUCACUUCUAUCAACGCAUACUCUAAGUAUACACGCUGAACAUAAGCACGCAGACAGUACAGCACGGAUCGUAGAAGAAGUCCCAACAGCGAGUCAAUCAGUGUGUAAUACAACAAGAUGCAUCGAUGAUGCAGCAGCGUUGAAAAAUAAAUUAAACGAGAACGUGGACCCAUGCGACAAUUUCUAUGAAUUCGCUUGUGGAAAUUUCGUGAAAAACACAGAACCCGACAAUGGAUGGCUUGACCCGUUUGCUAUUUUAAGCAAAAGUUUACAAAAAAAUUUAUUUGAAAUGUUGCGCGGAGAAACACAACCGGAUGAGUUAAGGGCAAUCCGUUUGGCCAAAAAUUUCUUUUCGUCGUGUUUUUCCACAACUGCGAUCGAUUAUCGUGGCCUUAAACCUUUGACUGAUAUUUUAGACGAGCUGGGUGGUUGGCCCAUUCUAGAAGGCGAUUCGUGGUCAGAAGUUGAUUUUAAUUGGGUAGACCUAUUAAAACAAUUGAAGGGUAUGGGACUCAACACAAACAUGGUAUUCAGUUUAAGUGUCGAUAGGGACCUCAAAAAUUCAUCGAAAAACGUUUUAUAUAUUGAUCAAACAGACUUCGACUUGGAGCGUCCGUAUUUAAUCAACGGUUUCAGUGAUGAAGAUGUCAGACAUUUUCACAAAACAAUGAUCGAUACUGCCGUCGCCCUUAAAGCAAAUCCAGAACGUGCAGCAGAAGAAAUGAAAAGUGCUCUAGAGUUCGAAAUUGAGCUGGCUAAGAUAUCAUUCUCAAGCGCAGAGCUUCGCAAUGUCUCAGCUUACUAUCAUCCAUAUGCAAUAAAAGAUCUACAAGAACUGUAUCCGUAUCUGGAUUGGUUGGAUUUCAUCAACGCAUUCAUGCCGACCGAUCAAAAAGUGAACGAAAAUGAAAUUGUUAUCAAUUCGGUGCCAACGUUCUUCGAACAGCUGGGGAAACUGUUGAAUUCAACAUCAAGACGAACUGUAGCCAAUUAUAUGAUAUGGAGAACUGUGCACAGUGUAGCCGAAGCACUACCAUAUCAUUUCCGUAGGAUUCAAUGGGAUUCGAGUGCGGAAGUUAUUACCUGGAGAAUAUGCAUUAAAAAGACAUCAGCAGAAUUUCCUGUACCAAUGAGCAUUUUAUACGGUCGUAGAUUUUUUGAUAAGGAACUUCAAAAAUCAUAUCUAAACUUUGUAAACGAAAUUCAGAAUGAGUUAAUUGACACAAUGGAACGAACACCAUGGUUGGACGAAAAAACUCGACAAUCAGCUGUAAGAAAGGCGAAAAUGAUGCAAACUUACAUCGAUAUCCCAAAUGAAACGGACGAUAAAGCAAAACUUGACAAAUAUUACGAACGUCUGGACGUUGAACCAUAUGAUAUGUUCACUAAUUUGCUUCGACUGCAAAAAUUUGCAACAGAUCGGAGUUUCAGUGAUUUACGUAGGCCCGUAGAGAAAUUGAAUUGGGACUCGUUAAUAAUAUUGGACUUAGCUUCUGUUGAUGCUGCUAAUCGACUCGCUGAAAAUACCAUUCAAUUUCCCCUUACGCUAUUUAAGAGACACUUUUCUCUCGAAAGACCACAAUACCUAAAUUAUGGUCAUAUGGGAAGUUUGAUUGCACAUGAAAUGUUUCACAGUUUUGACGACGAAGGUCGACAAUAUGAUUUUGACGGGAAUUUAGUGGAUUGGUGGAAUUCAACGACGAAAAGCAAUUUUUUGGAUAGAGUACAAUGCAUUAUCGAUCAGUAUGGCAAUUAUACGGACCGGCAAACAAAUCUGACGUUGAAUGGUGAAGUCAUGCAAGGUGAGAAUAUUGCUGAUAAUGGUGGUACCAAAUUAUCGUAUAGAGCUUACCAAAAUUGGAUGAAACGCAAUGGACCGGAAAAUUUGCUGCCAGAACUGAAAUACAAUCAGCAACAACUAUUUUGGAUUUCAUAUGCCCAAUCAUGGUGUUCAGUGUAUGAAGAUUACUCUCUGAAAUCAUUGAUUUUGACUGACAGUCAUGCGCCAGGGGAAACUCGAGUCAAUGGAGUCGUUAGUAAUAUGCCUCCGGACACAUUUGCCAACGAUUUCAAAUGCUCUGUAGACACACCAAUGAAUCCAGAGAUGAAAUGUACUGUUUGGUAAUCGAAGCGCCAAUGAACUAAGGACGGGUGAUCCUUAAUAAUAAAUUUAUUUUAAUUAUUCACAUUACCACUUGUACGCAUUCUCAAUAUUUGACCGAUUUUAAGAAAUAAACAAUUUCAC
Bradysia coprophila is the source of this 2339-nucleotide messenger RNA. RefSeq names its product neprilysin-2-like. Gene Ontology annotation, biological process: protein processing. Gene Ontology annotation, molecular function: metalloendopeptidase activity. Gene Ontology annotation, cellular component: plasma membrane. The record is from RefSeq and is a predicted model, not a curated record. NCBI's taxonomy places the organism in Eukaryota, Metazoa, Arthropoda, Insecta, Diptera, Sciaridae.